AAACAAAUGCAGACUUUUUAAAUGAGUAAUCAAAGUAAUGAUGCAGGACGAGCUUGGUGGAGUUCAAGGUCAACCAUCUUACGUGGUGGAGCCAUUGCUAUGGCAUCGAUAGUGCUACUUGCGAUAAUGUUCACCGUGUUUGUUGGUCUGGAGAUAGCAGAACGUGAUGACCCUGUCGAGUGCAGCACAAAUCCACAUCUUGAGGGAUUUUAUAUUACUGCCGAAGACCAGAAGCUGCGUGAAGAACUCAGUUACCGUUGGAUUAACCGAAGUGAAGGCGUGUCUGAUGAUGAUUGUAAGAACCGCACAGGGGAUAUGUGUUUAACGAGUGUUCACUACAAUGGAUGUUGCGAAUCAAAACCGCAAUUUGUGAUGGUACGACAUGUUACAGCGUUAAAUGGAACACAAUACAACUUGGCCCCUGGACAAGUGUAUCCGAUAGAAAAAUGCACACAAUUACGACAUUGCGGCCAGAACUGCAGAUGUACGCUGGUAGAUAAUAUGUUCAGAGGAUAUACCGACAACAAGCACACGAAAUGGGUAUUGUUCCUUCUUCCAUCAUGUUGUAAAUGUAUGAAUUAGUGAUAUACCCGUAAGCAUUACGGACAAACAUCCUUUUUGUAGUGAAUCAAAAAACGGAUAGCAUACAAACAGUAUGAAAAUACUUCUUUCCUUAUACUACGAUUGGAAAGCCAAUCUUUUACCUUCUGUAAGCUUAACAGUAGGGCCCAAUGGUUUCUUUGUCAGAUUUUGGUGUGGUUUUAUUUACGUAACAUAAGACUUAAAGUUUUACCUUGACAUGAAUCAAUUCAUAGCGUAAACAUUAAGAGUUCACAAGAUUUUACUGAUCACUGCUACGUGUAUGUGUAUAGUUGUUUCGCUAAAAGACAUGCUUUUUUGAGUGAACAUGUUUAUAUGAUAGUAAAACAUGGAUAAAUAUAUAAGCACCCUAUUAGUUAUUGUGGAUUUUUAUAAUCACUGCUAUGUGUAUAGUUGUUUCACUAAAAGACAUGCUUUUUUGACUGAACAUGUUUAUAUGAUAGCAAAACAUGGAUAAAUAAAUAAGCACCCUAUUAGUUAUUGUGGAUUUUUAUAAUCACUGCUAUGUGUAUAGUUGUUUCACUAAAAGACAUGCUUUUUUGACUGAACAUGUUUAUAUGAUAGCAAAACAUGGAUAAAUAGUUUAACACCCUAUUAAUUUGUUGUGGAAUUCUUUUUAAAAAAAAAACAUCAUACAGAAGUGUCAGCAAAAACACAAUUAAAACUAUUAACAAACAUGAUGAAAAGCAAAUACGUUUCACAUACACAAUUGGCUGGAACAUAUGCAAGGGACAUGUUGACGACUUAGUUUUUUAAAAAAACUAUGUUUAAUUGUGAGAGAUUGUUGUCAUGGCUUUUGCAUUAAUACUAGAAGAAAUAAACGUUAACAAUAAAACGCAAUUGAUCGUAUCAUCAUUUGAACAUAACUUUUAUGCAGAGCUACAUUCAUGACUAUUGCUUAUACUGUUGUGUAACACUAGUUUUAUGUGUCCAUUUGUGAAUUGAUAUAAUAAUUUUGUAGACAAUCGUACAUGUAUGUAAGCUAUAUAUUGUAUUGUGACUCUGCUGGUUUAGCUUUAUUAAUGACGAUACAUAUGAAAUGUUUGAAAAGUAUUGUAAAUUCGCUGCUAGUUGAAUAUGGGUUUUAUACUAGAAAUGUUAUACACCAAUCAUAAUACAGGAAACUAUUACGACAUUCUGUAAAUAAUAUUUGAAGUUGUUUGCUCAUAAGUGUGUAUAUUGAUAAUAAGUAAUUGUUAUACCGUACAUAUUGUCUCCCCAAAUUGAUUAAUUUCAUACUGUGUAAGAGUUAAACAUAUUAAAAGUCACAGCAUCUCUGGGGAUUGUACAUAUGGAAUGAAAUGUGAAU
This is a messenger RNA of Mizuhopecten yessoensis (Yesso scallop), 1909 nucleotides long. RefSeq lists its product as uncharacterized. The record is from RefSeq and is a predicted model, not a curated record. Bases 22 to 582 code for a protein of 186 amino acids. Lineage: Eukaryota; Metazoa; Mollusca; Bivalvia; Pectinida; Pectinidae. The transcript has 5 exons.